UUUACUUUGACAUAUUUAUAUUUCUCAACGUAAAAUGUCUUUUUAUGAAGCUAAGGCAAUCCUUAUUACAGGCGGAACCGGCUUUAUCGGUGGUGAAGUAUCGCGACAUCUUACUAUCAAAUAUCCCGAAAAAUUCUUUGUAGUAUACGACAAGCUUGAGUAUAGCUCGAGCAUAAAUAACAUUAAAGGACUUCUAAAACUUCCUAACUUUAAAUUUAUUAAAGGAGAUAUACAGAACUAUGAUUUGGUCCUUUCAAUCUUGGAAAUUUUCAAAAUUGACACUUUGCUUAAUUUUGCUGCGCAAUCACACGUGGAUUUAUCUUUUAAAAACUCCCUUGAAUUUACUAAGACUAACGUACUAGGCACUCACGUCCUCCUGGAAGCAGCUCGUAAGGUUCAAGUCAAGCGCUUUAUUCACGUUUCUACCGACGAAGUUUAUGGCGAUAUCCCCGACGAUUCGGCUAAAGAAACAAGGACCUUGGAUCCCACCAAUCCAUACGCUUUUUCUAAAGCAGCUGCUGAGUUGGUAGUAAAGGCCUACAUUAAAAGUUUCCAAUUUCCGGCCAUAAUAACAAGAGGAAAUAAUGUCUAUGGCCCCCGCCAGUUCCCUGAAAAGGUUAUACCUAAAUUUAUAUUGCGUUUACUUCACGGCAUGAAAUGUUGCAUACACGGAAAGGGGAAUGCCCGCCGUACUUAUGUUUAUAUUUCAGAUGUUGCUGACGCUUUUGACCUUAUUAUCCAUCGAGGGAAAAUACAUGAGGUGUAUAACGUGGGUUCCUUCGAGGAAUACACAAUUAAGGAACUUGCACUGAUUGUAAUUAACAAAAUACACGGAGUCGAAGGCGAAGCGGCGGAAACAUACAUCGAAUAUGUGAAGGAUCGCCUUAUAAACGACCAGCGAUACUCUGUUUCUACUGAGAAAUUAGCCAAUUUGGGAUGGCAGGCUCAACACGACUUUGAACAGGGACUCGAAAAAACUAUCGAAUGGUAUAAACACGAAGCUAAUGAUUGGUGGAGUGAAUACGAAUACGCCCUCGCUGCUCACUCAGCAGCCCAGUACACGUGCUAGAACAGGAUCAUAUAUUUACUAAAAAUUUA
Messenger RNA from Zophobas morio, 1098 nucleotides. RefSeq lists its product as uncharacterized. The coding region runs from base 35 to 1069 and encodes 344 amino acids. The record is from RefSeq and is a predicted model, not a curated record. Gene Ontology annotation, molecular function: dTDP-glucose 4,6-dehydratase activity. The transcript has 11 exons. NCBI's taxonomy places the organism in Eukaryota, Metazoa, Arthropoda, Insecta, Coleoptera, Tenebrionidae. Gene Ontology annotation, biological process: nucleotide-sugar metabolic process.